AUGGGCUCCCACUGCACCUACUGUAACGAAAUGGCGCAUGGCAUCACAAAAUGCACCAAACGCCCAGCCAAAACCCGAACGUGUUUUGGAUGCAACAAGACUGGUCAUUUACAAGCCAAUUGUCCAUACAUUACCGAUCCUUCCAAGACAUCCAAGACAUCCAAGACAUCAAAGACAUCCAACAAGCACUCCCACCACCCCAGCCACAAUUCGAACCUCAAUCGCCCCAUCAUUGCACCCAAGCCUUUGAUUCCCACUGAGCUCACACUCAUUUAUGGAGGAUCAGAGGCUUCCAAGCACAACCCUUGUCAACCUGCUUUGCGUGAGUUGUCUAAGCUUUCUCUCACAACGACCUCCUUUACUCUACCAACACCAACCAAGAUGCCCACGUCCUCCGGCCCUUGUCCUCGAAGCCGUUCUGUUAACACUCCCACACGUAGCUGGGACAAAGAGAUAGACAACAGAAUAAUAACUAAUCUCAUGGAUAGAGAUGAGGCUCAGGCUCUUCGACUCCAGUCUGCCUCUCGUCACACUCAUCUCCGUUUUUCCCAGCUGGCACGUCCAACAGGCCACAAUACAUCUCUCUCUCCUCCUCGCUUUACUCAUGCACAAGCCACAAAAGCCCUCGGCGCAGAGGCCAACAUUAACCAAUGA
Molecule: messenger RNA, 654 nt
Organism: Phycomyces blakesleeanus NRRL 1555(-)
Lineage: Eukaryota; Fungi; Mucoromycota; Mucoromycetes; Mucorales; Phycomycetaceae
Product: CCHC-type zinc finger transcription factor
Exons: 1
Coding region: 1-654 (217 amino acids)
Molecular function (GO): nucleic acid binding; zinc ion binding
Source: RefSeq, a predicted model, not a curated record